AUAGCGAUGUGUCUGCCCUGUCCAGGUCAAAAUCCCUUUACAGGAUAUAUGAUAAUUGCUCGUUUUUCUUAUGCACGUUCUUUGUCUUCUUGUCGGUGUCAAAGCAUGCGUCUCUGCACACUUCUUUCUGCACAUUUCAGCUUGUCAUCUCCAUUCUGUUGGUGUCGCAGACGUGGAGAGGAAAUGCUUCAAAUGUUCUCUUUAAAUAUGAUCAGACUCGGACUUUUUUUUUUAACUGGCAAGGCCCCCGUAGAGCUAGGGAACUGUGUGACUAUAUAUUCUUGGUUCUUUCGGUAAAGUCAACGUGACUUUACCGAAAGAACCAAGAAUAUGAAUCACUGCAGUCACGAAAGCUUUAAAUCAAAAUUGAACUCUGUGACUAUGACAACCACCUCGCAGUGGUGACACUUCCAUGACGACGACACCGCAGGGUGAGAUUGUGCAAACUAACAAUAGCAAAAACGACAAAAUAAUUACAUGAAACCCACGCCAAUAACUCACUGCGAACAGGAUAAACAAGAGUGCUGAAACACAAAUUCAAAAACGGUGUCUAAAAAACAUUAGGUCACGAACAUGCGUAAAUUAAACGUUUAUACAGCCUCAGCCAUAAUGGACCUUAGUCAUAGCAUUCAUGGCAAUUGUGGCAGAGGUAAAGUCAUGUGCAAAUCACCGUUCACUUUAUUAAGCACAUUUCUAGUGUUAGCCAAUUGGUGACCAUUUGUGGCCAGGUUGCUUUUGAAAAAGAGCUAUAUAGCUCAGCGGGCCUUACCUUGUAAAAUAAAAUAAAAUUAGUUUAGUUUAUUUGUAGAGGGCUCCCCUUUCGAUGUAUGAAAUCCGAGUGAGAUGACAGAAGAGAUUGAAACAAAAAGAACAUGCAGGUUUUAGUGAGAUCAUCGAAAUGUUGACACGAAUAGAGGUGCCACGAGAUGAGUACAAAGAUGCAGACAAGACGAAGACGCGGUAACACUUCGCGUUCUAAACGUUAAUUUGCUGCUUAUGUUUCUAAACAUUUGACAUUCAGCUAAUCGUUUGUCCACUCCUAUUUUUUCAUGAAACCGAGGCCCCUUUGAGUUUCUUCUCUCUUGCUUGCUUUUCUCACCGCCUUUAAACGCCGCCUCUGACUAAACUGGGAACGCCCAUUGCAAAAGCACGAGGCGAAAUUGUUACACGCACAGCCACCGAGACUAACAUGCCCCGCAAGUUGCCACAAUUAUCAUCAUCAGGUCGCUGCAGCAGAAAGCUCCAAUAGAGAAAGGUGUGUGCGCGUUUAUAUAAAUAGACAUCUCUCUCUCUCUCUCGGACACAUGAGCCGGCAUUAACAAUUCGGUUAGAAUACACCGACGGGCUGGGGUUCGGUUUCCCAAGUCGCUUUGUAUCGCCGAAAACAAAAACCCGUGUUCACCUGCGCGUCAAAAUCGGCGAGGAUUCCAGGUGGCUUUUGGCGCUGCCGUUUGCGCCGGCAGCAAAUCGCUCUCCGAGUCAUUUGCCUCCGGCCGAUGAGCCCGGCCGUAAUGCGCAUCGGAUGAGUUUGGUGAAGUCGGUUCAGCAUACUUUCUUGGCAGCCUCGCAAGCCCCGUCGCGGUACAUGAACGCGCGUGCAAGGGUGUGGAAGAAUAAGUUGGCCGCUGCGAUGUACGGCGCGACGAAGAAGCGACUCGCCAGCAUGAUUAUCGUGGCGUUUGGAGCAAAUUGCUUCUUCGUGCUGGUGCUCUACACGAAGGCGCACGAGCAGGUGAUGACGUUCAUUCGGGCUCAGACUCAUCAGCUGCAGCUGCUGGAACAUGCGUCUCAAGGUCUCACGGAGCAACACGCCGUUCCCGGAUUUCGACAGUUCCCGAUCCCUCUCCAAGCGCCAAGACAGGUUACCUGCUCGGACCGACCCGCACACCUGUUGGGGGCGAUGAAUGUUUCAUUUGUGAAGACGCCGCAGAGUCUGGAAGCGAUAGAGAAAUCAAACCCGAAUGUGGAGCUGGGCGGCCAGUUCCACCCUUCGGACUGUAUCCCCAGCCAGAAGGUGGCCAUCAUCGUCCCCUUCCGGCACCGAGAUGAACACCUCAAGCACUGGCUGUACUACCUGCACCCGAUACUCCAGCGUCAGCGCGUAGAGUACGGUGUCUACAUCGUCAACCAGUUUGGAGAGGGGGUGUUCAACCGAGCCAAGCUCAUGAACAUUGGCUACGUGGAGGCCCUCAAGGACGCCCCCUACGACUGUUUCAUCUUCAGCGACGUCGACCUGGUGCCCAUGGACGACCGCAACCUCUACCGCUGCUACGACAACCCCCGGCACUUCUCCGUCGCUGUCGAUAAGUUCAACUUCAGUCUCCCGUACAAAGAGUGCUUUGGCGGAGUGUCUGGCCUCACUAAAAAACAAUUUGAGAAGAUAAAUGGCUUUCCCAACAAUUACUGGGGCUGGGGAGGAGAGGAUGACGACAUCUAUAAUAGGAUCAGAAAAGUGGGAAUGAACAUCUCACGUCCUGACAUGACGAUUGGGAGGUACAGAAUGAUUCGACACAAUCGAGACGCUCACAAUGAAAACAACCCAUUCCGGAGUUGGCAAAUCACCAAGACGGCCUUUACCAUGUGGAGGGACGGCAUCAACACCCUGGAGUACAAGCUCAUUAAGGCGGAGCGAUGGCCCCUGUACACCAAGGUGAUCGUGGAGGUGGGCAAGCGGUCGCCGGGUAAUCAAGUGUGGGCGCACCGCAACAAGCGACAAGGCCACUGAGCGUCCAAGCCAUUCUGUAUCAGAGGGCACAGCUUCCUCCUGGGGGCAGACAGAGGCUGGCAGUGUGGGGCGGUCCUUCAAUCGACGACCGACUGUUCUGUCAUUCACGCUGAUGCGUUUUUUUUUUAACUGGUGCUUUU
This is a messenger RNA of Petromyzon marinus (sea lamprey), 2865 nucleotides long. Its product is annotated as beta-1,4-galactosyltransferase 2-like. Gene Ontology annotation, biological process: carbohydrate metabolic process. Gene Ontology annotation, molecular function: galactosyltransferase activity. Gene Ontology annotation, cellular component: Golgi apparatus. The record is from RefSeq and is a predicted model, not a curated record. NCBI's taxonomy places the organism in Eukaryota, Metazoa, Chordata, Hyperoartia, Petromyzontiformes, Petromyzontidae.